GUUAGGGUCGGUGGAUUCUUCAGACAGAAGAGGGGCCACAUGAACACCAUAAUCUGACCUUCUCUACUCUUUUCUUCUUCUCACCCAUACAUUUGCAUGUUCUCUCUUUCUCAUCUAUCAUCGACGACUCUUAGUUUUUCUCUUUCUCUCUCUAUCAAUAUCUUCAUUUAUUACACGAUCUCUCUGUCGUAAGCAUUUAUAACAAUCACGAUAUCUACAAACCGUCAUAUCUCUUUCCAUCUCUAUAUAUAUUGGUCGGCAACCGUCGAUUGGUUAUAGCCAUAUCUCUUCUUUAGCUCUAUUACUCGUCGUUGAUAUGUUGAGGACUACUUUGUUCAAUUUCUUUGUUAUUGUGUUUGUCAUCCUUUCUCGGACUUACUUAUGCGAGUGUCGCCGUCUUGGAUCCAUGGAGAAGAACCUUCAUGUGAAUUGCGAUAACUUAAUUGCAAAGAACAACGAAGAGAUUAAAAAGCUAGAAGCCCCGUCGACAAACGACACGAAAACCUUAUCAAGCAAAGCACCGAUCGAAGACGCCGUAGGUGAUCAUGGUGAGAUCAACGAGGAGAAUACGAAGGACGAUUGCAGAGUAAACCGAGCUUCACUGGUCAAAACAAGUGUGUCGUCAAAAAGAGUCUCGAGAACUUGGAAAGUUCCCAAACAUUCAAAGAAGCUGCCUAGGCCGGAUCAGGAACAUCCCGAAUUCAAUCUUGACUAUAUGCAGCCCACCACGCACCCACCUCAUCAUAAUUAACCUUUUAGUGAUCAAAUUUCUUGUGAUUUUUAUAUAUACAAUAAAUUAAAGCCACACAAGGAAUGUCGUCCACAUUUUAACUCUUUCAAUAUAUGGUCACAAACGACCUAGUUAUAAGCUUAUAACUAAAAUAUUUAUGUAAAAUUAAUUAGAAAACAGGGUCUUGAUAUUUGUUCAAUACACGCUUUCGCGCGCAUACAUCAACAACGAUGCACUAUAUAUAUUUACGCGUCUUUUCAUGCACAUGCAUGAGUGCCUUUGUUGUGAUUUUUUUGUCUGUUUAAAAUCCUUAAGUAUGUGCAAUUUGGUUGUUAACAAAUUGUUAUUAAGGUACCACUAGUCAAAAGGCCUUAUUAUUUAUACAGUAGC
This is a messenger RNA of Raphanus sativus (radish), 1120 nucleotides long. RefSeq names its product root meristem growth factor 10-like. The record is from RefSeq and is a predicted model, not a curated record. NCBI's taxonomy places the organism in Eukaryota, Viridiplantae, Streptophyta, Magnoliopsida, Brassicales, Brassicaceae. The coding region runs from base 317 to 751 and encodes 144 amino acids. The transcript is spliced from 2 exons.